Trichogramma pretiosum is the source of this 1425-nucleotide messenger RNA. RefSeq lists its product as uncharacterized. The record is from RefSeq and is a predicted model, not a curated record. Bases 163 to 1254 code for a protein of 363 amino acids. The transcript has 5 exons. NCBI's taxonomy places the organism in Eukaryota, Metazoa, Arthropoda, Insecta, Hymenoptera, Trichogrammatidae.
UAGGCGCUGCUGCUGCUGCUGCUGCAACUCGCCACACACACUCAGGACAUACAGUACAGUCACUGGAACUGCAGCAGCGAGAGCAAAAGCUGUGCUACCGUCUGUGCUUGCGAAUAUAACAUACGUUAAGAAGCCAAAAAAAGCUCAACAGCAAUAGCAACGAUGUCGAGUGGCAAGAGCACCAAGCCGGCUCGCAAGCUGCCGCCCAAGGAGCCCAACGAGAUGACCCACGGCGAGAAGCUCAAGCUCAUCGACGACGAGCUCAACGCUUUUUACAAAUAUUGUCAACAAGCCGGAUUUACCGAGGAGGAGAUGGACAUCAUCUGCCAGCCGCUGGUGGCGGCGAUGCGCCGCUCCUGGCUGCAGCUCGUCUUUCAGGCGACCCUCGUGCUGGUCGCACUGGGCACACUGUGCUGCCUGGCGGCCCAGCUCGACUUCGUCGGCACCCACUUCAGCGCCAUCGGCCGCCUCUUCAUGAUCAAGAUGCUGCCCGUGUGGAACUGGCAGCCGCUCUACUACGAGAACUGCAUGAUGAACAAUCCCUUCUACAACGACUAUCAUCCCGUCACGGAGGAGGAUUGCGUGGCCUGCGAAGCUUUGGAAACGAUCGAUCGGCAGUCGGACGUGCGUUACCGUCAACUGGUCGACAAUUAUCUGAAUCGCGACGCGCCUGUCAUCAUUACCGACGCCAUGAGCUCCUGGGCCGCCAUGAACACGGACUUUUUCUGGUUCGACAACAUCACCCACCUGUACCUGGAGAACGAGCGACUGAUGGAGACGGUGCCCUGCGCCCUCACCUCGAAUCUGCGCACCGGCUCGUCGGAUCUCGCCGCUUUUCUGCGCCGCGUGCACACCCCCGGUGUGGCCAAGUGGUUCGUGCACUGGCAGAACUGCGACAUCCAAGCGGUCAAGGUGCUGCGCAAGUACUAUCAGCGCCCGUACUUCCUCUCGAGCACCGUGUCGCCGGCCCACUUCAACUGGGUCCUCAUGUCCUCGGACUACAGCAGUCCGAAUUACAAGCGGGUCGAGCUGGAUUCCGGCCUGAUAGCCCUGGCGCAGUUCCGGGGCGCCACCCAGCUACGCCUCACCCCCAUCAAUCCCUGCAACAGCUCCUGUCCCGAGCUCAUAGCCGACUUGCAUCAGGGUGAAAUGCUGGUAUUCACGAAUCUCAUGUGGCAUCUCGAGUACGCGCCGAUGCGAGGACUGGACAACAUAGCCAUACUUACGGAAACCGUCUGGGAGGAAGAUACGUAAAUGGGCUGUGCGUGCCGAGUCGACCAGUUUUUCUUCCAUUUUUUUAUUGAUUUAUUAUUGUAAUCUCGUCUAUGAAAUAGCGGAUGAAAUAAAGUAUUCGUAUUGUCGUUCAAGAAAAUAAAAACUAUUCAACCGACUGAAAUAAAAAUUGAAUCAAUUUACUUACCCUUA